AGUAUAAACGGACACCUGGUGGUCUUUCUUCGAGAUUUCUAAGAUGUUUUGUGAUUCUAGAGUUGCAGGGACAGAAUAGCUUGCUGAGAUAACAGAAGUUUCCACCUCCAAGCAAUCGACAUUUUUCUUGGCCUUAAAUUCAACCAUGGGAAACAACAAGACUGUAACACCUAAGUCCGAGAAAGCAUCUUCACCUGGACAGGAGCAGACUAAUGUUCAUGCUUACACUGAUUGGGCUAAUAUCCAGGCAUAUUAUGGGCCUGGAGUCAUACCACCACCAUACUUUAACUCUGCAGUUGCAUCUGGUCAUGCUCCUCCCCCAUAUAUGUGGGGUCAUCCUCAGCCUCUAAUGCCACCUUACGGGGCGCCCUAUGCAAUCUACUCGCAUGGAGGUGUCUAUGCUCAUCCUGCAGUCCCAUAUGGAUCACAUGGGCAUGGGAUUCCACCAUCACCUGUUUUAAGUGAAUUCAUGGUUGCAACUCCUUUGAGUGUAGAACCACCUGCUAAGUCUUCAACCAGUAAAGAUCGAGGCUUAAUGAAGAAAUUGAAAGGGUUUGAUGGGCUAGCAGUCUCAAUCGGAAAUGGCAAGGCUGAGAAUGCUGUUACAGGUUCAGCCCAUGGGAUGUCACAGAGUGAGGAAUGUGGUACAGAAGGCUCCAGUGAUGGAAGCGAUGGGAAUACAGGAGGGGACAAAUCGAAUAGGAAAAGAAAUUCUGAGGGCUCACCAUCCACAGGCAAGGAUGGGAAACUUGAUCCUGUUCCAGUUGGAGAGGCAAAUGUUACUCCUGGUGUGGUGGUGCCUGCUUGUGAUGCUUUACCAUCUGAACUGUGGGUUCAGGAUGAACGGGAGCUGAAACGGGAAAGGAGGAAGCAGUCUAAUAGAGAAUCUGCUAGAAGGUCAAGGCUGAGAAAGCAGGCUGAGACUGAAGAACUAGCCCUGAAAGUUGAAACCAUGAGUGCAGAGAAUAUCGCCCUUAGGUCAGAAUUAAAUCGACUAAUGGAGAAUUCAGAGAAACUGAGGCUUGAGAAUGCUGUGUUAAUGGAGAAAUUAAAAAAUGCCCAACUCGAAGAGGAAGGAGAAAUGGCUCCCAACAACAUGGAAUCUGAAACAGCCCCACAUGACAGUACUGAAAACUUAUUAUCUAGAGUAAACAACUCAAGCUCUGUUACAAGUGAGCAGGAGGACAGUGAGCCCAAUGAAAACUCCAACUCCAGCACCAAGUUACAUCAACUCCUAGAGACGAGUCCCAGAGCUGACGCAGUGGCCGCCGGCUGAUCUAUUUAAUUUGAAGUGAUGGGAGAAAACAGGAUGCCUUCUUUCUGCUAUUCAUUCUGUCUCUAUCUCCACUUAAUUCUGUAAUUUUAGCAACAACUCAAACCCAUAAUCACUCCUAACACAAUAGGUGACAUAGUUUUGGACAGACUCGGCAGUUACAGGGCAAUGAAUUAAGCUCAGCAGUGAGGGCACACGUGUGGUUCCGAGGGAAGAAGCGGGAGGAUCUCACCUUCUCUGACUGAUAUCAGUAUAAAAACCGUUUUGGUUUUUGUUGGCUAAGAAAUUUGUAAAUUGAGUAUUGGCAAAGGCAUAACUAAUUUGUGGUCUAUUUGAUUCCACUUGAUGCUGGAGGAUGUCCAUUGAUACUGUACAUUAAAAAGGUUUUAGAUUGAUUUAUG
Molecule: messenger RNA, 1674 nt
Organism: Telopea speciosissima
Lineage: Eukaryota; Viridiplantae; Streptophyta; Magnoliopsida; Proteales; Proteaceae
Product: G-box-binding factor 3-like
Exons: 14
Coding region: 146-1276 (376 amino acids)
Biological process (GO): regulation of DNA-templated transcription
Cellular component (GO): nucleus
Molecular function (GO): DNA-binding transcription factor activity; sequence-specific DNA binding
Source: RefSeq, a predicted model, not a curated record